This is a messenger RNA of Nerophis ophidion (straightnose pipefish), 2220 nucleotides long. It is a transcript of the gene arl13a, whose product is annotated as ADP-ribosylation factor-like 13A. Lineage: Eukaryota; Metazoa; Chordata; Actinopteri; Syngnathiformes; Syngnathidae. Gene Ontology annotation, biological process: non-motile cilium assembly; receptor localization to non-motile cilium. Gene Ontology annotation, cellular component: non-motile cilium; ciliary membrane. Gene Ontology annotation, molecular function: GTP binding; GTPase activity. The transcript is spliced from 9 exons. The record is from RefSeq and is a predicted model, not a curated record. The coding region runs from base 36 to 1358 and encodes 440 amino acids.
AGCUGGGGGGCUCUUAGCAGACAUGUGGACCCCCUAUGCAUGCAACUACAUCUACUUCUCUCCCGCCUGCAGAGAACAUGGUGGCCUGGGUGCUCACCUCACCACAACAUGUUCAACCUGAUGAGCAACUUCUGCACCUGGUUCUCCAAGUUCCAGGAACCAAUCAGGCCAGUGACCCUUCUUGUGGUGGGUCUGGACAAGGCGGGAAAGACCUCCUCCAUCCGAGGGAUGCUCAGAGGUGCCAAACAAUCCACGUGUCCCUGGCCAUGCUUGACUGGAACAUAACUUGUCCAUCUUCUCUAGUCCCCCACGCCGUGGAAGGUGGCCCCACCCAGGGCUGCGUGAGGAACCAGACCAGGGUGGAGAACUACCUGGUCACCCUGCUGGAUGUUGGGGGGUCAGUGGGGGCCUGGGGGGACUUUUAUGGAGAAGCGCACGGGAUCAUCUUUGUGGUGGACUCCAGUGACCGUCCCAGGAUCAAGGAGGUCAAGGAGGUCCUGGCUGACCUCCUCAAGCAACCCAGAGUGGCAGGAAAACCCAUCCUGGUCUUGGCGAACAAACAAGACAAAAUGAGGGCCCUGCUGGGAAGUGAUCUGACUGAGAUGUUGUCCUUGGAGAAGCUGGUCAACCAGAGCCGCUCCCUGUGCCACAUAGAGCCCUGUUCAGCCUUAAUGGACAUCCGGCGCCGGGCGGACAGGAAAACUCUACGAGGUCUUCGCUGGCUGGUGAGAGCCAUCAGCCUGGACUACCUGCAGCUGACCACCCGCCUGGUCCAGGACAGCAAGAGUCCCCCGGGGCCCCCAGAGAGGAGCGGCAGAGCGGAGAGGACGGCCAGCAGAACCAAGAGAGAGCGCCUUCGAGGAAGCCAGACUGACAUGAAGACCAAGGACAAAGCCAAGAGGACCAAAGGGGAAAUGUUGCAGAAGGAGCAGACGCUGAAGAAGAAGAUGAAGAAAUCCGCCAGGAGGAAGAAGAGUUCGGUUGGAGGCAAUGAAGACCAGGCCAAGGAGCAGAACGAAGAGGAGGAAGAGGAGGAUAAUGUCGACCAUCUUCUCCUGCCCAGUUGCAAGAGCAGACCUAAAGGCAAGACCAAAGUCAAGGAGGAGACCCUGGAGGUGCCAGAAUGGACGCUGGAGGACCACAAGCUGCUCAGAGGUGUGACUGAGGUGUGUGCAGCCCCGGGCAGGAUGAGUGAGGCGAAGAAGAAGAAGAAGAAGAAGAAGACGAAGGUGAAGAAGAAGAGCAAGAACAAGAUCAACACAGAAGACAUGUCUCAGCAUGUCCACCUACCUGCAACACUCGAUCUGUACAGAAAAGCCAUUCUGGCGCUGAAGGAGCGUCAGGCUGAAGGACAAUGAUGGAGAAGAAAAAUGUUCCUGACAUGUAGUGAAGGUAUUAUUUUAUUAUUUAUUGAAGGAACGUCAGGCUGAAGGACAAUGAUGGAGAAGACAAAUGUUCCUGACAUGUAGUAAAGGUAUUAUUUUAUUAUUUAAUGAUCAACAAAGUCAUAUUUGUUGUUAUUUUCCAAUUUUUUUCCCCUUUUUGAAAUUGUAUGAUCAGCUCUUUUUUUUGCCACAACCUGUUUCUUUGUCUCAAUAGAUAGAUAGAUAGAUAGAUAGAUAGAUGGAUAGAUAGAUAGAUAGAUGGAUAGAUAGUACUUGAUUGAUUCCUUCAGGAAAAUUAAAAUUCCAGCAGCAGUGUACAGAGUUGAGAUCAAUUAAAAAAAAAAAAAGUAAGUAAUGGGGGUAUAAAUGGAAACAAAAUAGAGAAAUAUUACAAUAAGAAUAAAAAAUAAAAAGUAACAAUGGGAAUAACAAUAUAACAGUAAAAUGAGAAUAUAACAAGACAAAGUAGGCAGUAGUGACCAUGUUAUGAAAACGUAUUGCACUGUUAUUGUUUUGCAUCCCCUGUCAUCCUAGUACCCCCCGCCCCCCGCCCCAGAGAGGAGUUGUACAGUCUAAUGGUGAGUGGGACAAAGGACUUUUUGAGUCUAUUAGUCAAUACUAUUAGUACAUCUGCAAUGUACUACUAGUUACUAGUUACUAGUUAGCAGUUAGUAGUAAUGAGUUUUCUUGAAAUGCAUGCCACUAGUGUGUAAAUAAAAGCAUGUUAUUAUGUACAUUCAGGCCUGAUCUUCAGCUUCACCCCCUCAACAUUUCCUGUAUGGACACAAACUCAUUUUUUGCAUAUUUUUUUCAAAAUAAAAGGGUUACAAUCCAA